Molecule: messenger RNA, 2248 nt
Organism: Alexandromys fortis (reed vole)
Lineage: Eukaryota; Metazoa; Chordata; Mammalia; Rodentia; Cricetidae
Gene: Slc38a6
Product: solute carrier family 38 member 6
Exons: 16
Coding region: 92-1486 (464 amino acids)
Biological process (GO): amino acid transmembrane transport; L-glutamine transport
Cellular component (GO): plasma membrane
Molecular function (GO): L-glutamine transmembrane transporter activity
Source: RefSeq, a predicted model, not a curated record
CCCGUAACUCCGCCCCUGACGCGACUCAGCGGGACGAGUGGGGCCGGGCCAGAGGCUCGCUGAUGGACUUGGUAGUCGGGAGCGGGGCAGCAUGCAGGCGUCUCAGGGCAGCAUCCAAGCCCAGCCGGGCUGGUACGUCUCUGCCCAGCAGCCCGAGGAGGCGGCGGCUGCGGAAGAGUGGAGCCCGUUGCUAAGCAACGAACCUCGCCGGCAGGCAUCCCCGGGUGUUUCCUUUGGUUUCUCGGUCUUUAAUGUGAUGAACGCCAUCAUGGGAAGUGGCAUCCUUGGCUUGGCUUAUGUGAUGGCUAAUACCGGUAUCCUUGGAUUUAGUUUCUUGCUGCUGCUAGUUGCUUUCCUGGCUUCCUACUCAGUCCAUCUCCUGCUCAGUAUGUGCAUUCAGACAGCGGUGACUUCUUAUGAAGAUCUCGGACUCUUCGCGUUUGGAUUACCUGGAAAGGUGGUGGUUGCAGGCACCAUAAUAAUUCAGAAUAUUGGAGCUAUGUCAUCUUAUCUCUUAAUUAUUAAAACAGAGCUUCCUGCUGCUAUUUCAGAAUUCUUGUCUGGAGACCACAGUGGGUCUUGGUAUCUCGAUGGACAGACGCUGCUGCUCAUCAUCUGUGUCGGCGUCGUGUUCCCUCUUUCGCUGCUCCCCAGGAUAGGCUUUCUUGGCUACACAAGCAGUUUAUCAUUUUUCUUUAUGGUGUUCUUUGCUCUUGUGAUAGUGAUUAAAAAGUGGUCCAUCCCUUGUCCUGUGGCCCUAAGUUGCAUCAAUGGAGUGUUCCAGAUUUCCAAUGCUACAGAUGACUGUAAACCAAAGCUCUUUCAUUUCUCCAAAGAGAGUAUUUACGCCGUACCAACCAUGGCUUUUUCGUUUCUCUGCCAUACCUCAAUAUUGCCCAUUUACUGUGAGCUUCGAAGCCCCUCAAAGAAGAGAAUGCAGAAUGUGACCAAUACAGCAAUUGCUUUAAGCUUCCUGCUCUACUAUGUGUCUGCACUCUUUGGAUACCUCACUUUUUAUGACAGAGUGGAGUCGGAAUUGCUACAAGGCUAUAGUAAAUACUUGCCACAUGACGUUGUUGUCAUGGCUGUGAAGUUAUGCAUACUGUCUGCUGUGCUUUUGACAGUCCCUCUAAUCCACUUCCCUGCCAGAAAAGCUUUAAUGAUGAUACUUUUCUCAAGUUUUCCGUUUUCGUGGAUUCGGCAUUCUCUGACCACACUAGCGCUCAACAUUAUCAUUGUUUUACUUGCAAUCUAUGUUCCUGACAUUAGGAAUGUAUUUGGUGUAGUUGGUGCCAGCACAUCGACAUGCUUGAUCUUUGUGUUCCCAGGGCUGUUUUAUCUGAAACUCAGCAGAGAGGAUUUUCUCUCACGGAAGAAACUUGGGGCACUGCUCCUGCUCGUCACUGGCACCUUGGUCGGGAGCUUCAGUUUAGCGCUCAUCAUUUUUGACUGGGUCAACAAUGAGAAACAUAAUUUUCUAUCAUAAAGAAUAAUUUACCUCUAUAAGCAAGAAGGAGUCAUUGUGGAAGGCAUUGGAUAUGAAAAUUACACUCAGGGAAAUUAUUACCAGCAAAGCAGGACAGAGCCGCAGUAUGGGGCAGAAAGUUGGCAUUUAGUCACUUUUUUAAACCCAAAAUUAGAAAAACUCACAAUGUUCUUACAUACAUUGAGUCAUUCUUUUGUGUGGCAGUUUUGUUUUGUUUCAUUUUUGAGACAGGAUCUCAAAGCUUUGACCAGGCUGGCCUUGAACUCACAGCUGUCCGCCUGCUGCUGCUUCACGAGUGCUGGCGUUAAAGGUGUAUGCCACCAGCCUGGAGCAUUCCUGCCAUUUGUGACUUUAAAAAAAUAAGUAGCCUUUAUUUUUUUAAAAUAGUUUUAUGUUUCCAGGCAUAUUGAGUAAACAAAAUAAGGGAUUCCAUGUGACUCCCUACCCCAGUCUCCAGCUUUCCCUGAUAAGGACGCCUGGUGUCAGGAGAGCACACGUUAUAUAUGCCCAGGGGUGCUAAAGGUCGGUGAGGGUUUGCUCUUGGCCACCACUGAUCUUUUGACUAGAAGGCCAUGAUUGGGAUCAUGUAGGACCGCGUGUCAUGUUGAGACUGACUUCCUUGAUUUAAUAGCUCGUUUCCUCUUCAUUCUGAAUAAUAUCCCAUCAUAGGGAUGAAUCAAGUUUGUUGAUCCACUCACCCUUGGAAGACCUUCCUACUGCUUCCAGGUUUUGCCAACAAUCAAUAAAGGUGCUAAAACUGUU